AUGACAGAACACUCUUUUACAUCAACACUAACUAUUUUCAUUUUGUUGGUGUUUUUAAAAGGAUGUUUUUCUUUGGAUUUUAGCUACGAAGGGUGUGCCCCGAAACACUGUGGUGAUGGUAAGAGUGUAAGCUUUCCGUUUUACAUCGAUGGGUUACAAGAUCCUAAUUGUGGAUACCCUGGUUUCCAGCUGAGUUGUAACAAAAAUGGGUCAUCAGUUUUUCAGAUAUCUGGAAAUAACGACUACUUAGUUGAGCAUAUUGACUAUGACAACCAUACUAUGCGAUUGCUGAAUUCCCAAAUCAUAUCAUGCCCUUCGGCCAUCACAAACUUAACCUUUAAUCAAAACCUCUUCACAAUCUAUUCAUUUUGGGAGCUUGAACUUGUCUUUCUUAGCAACUGUUCUAAAGAGCUGCCCAAGAAUCUUACAGGAUAUAAGAUUAAUGGAACAUUUUGUGAUCCAGUCCACAUUGAUGAUCAGUUGGUUAUGAUUCGUUCUGACCCGAAUGUUAAAAUUGGAAAAGAAGUUUGUAGUAAUUUGGUUAUGGCACCCGCGGAACUGGAAGAUGGAGAAGUGGAGGUGAACGGCACAAAUUAUAGAGAGGUGAUGAAGGGAGGGUUUACAAGGAAUUGGCAUGCACCCAAUUGUUCCCGCUGUCAGCAGAGUGGUGGGAGGUGUGGAUAUAUAUCUAAUAUAUCUCAGCUCACGUGUCUCUGCCCCGAUGAUCAUAGCUCCAAAGACAAUUCAUGUGUAUACGCCUCUUUCCAUCCAUCAGGAACGACACGAACAAGUAAAACACACAUGGCUGUUAUCACCGGUAAUUACAGUAAUAUUUACCAAAACUUGUCUUUUGUCCCUUUUAAGUAA
Erigeron canadensis is the source of this 867-nucleotide messenger RNA. RefSeq names its product LEAF RUST 10 DISEASE-RESISTANCE LOCUS RECEPTOR-LIKE PROTEIN KINASE-like 1.2. Lineage: Eukaryota; Viridiplantae; Streptophyta; Magnoliopsida; Asterales; Asteraceae. The coding region runs from base 1 to 867 and encodes 288 amino acids. Gene Ontology annotation, molecular function: polysaccharide binding. The transcript has 2 exons. The record is from RefSeq and is a predicted model, not a curated record.